This is a messenger RNA of Megalops cyprinoides (Indo-Pacific tarpon), 2437 nucleotides long. Its product is annotated as zinc finger and BTB domain-containing protein 44-like. Bases 374 to 2176 code for a protein of 600 amino acids. Gene Ontology annotation, biological process: positive regulation of gene expression; regulation of transcription by RNA polymerase II. The transcript has 6 exons. The record is from RefSeq and is a predicted model, not a curated record. Gene Ontology annotation, molecular function: protein binding; RNA polymerase II cis-regulatory region sequence-specific DNA binding; DNA-binding transcription factor activity, RNA polymerase II-specific. Lineage: Eukaryota; Metazoa; Chordata; Actinopteri; Elopiformes; Megalopidae.
UAAAGUGCAGGGAAUAUUCACGCGGCCGGGACAAAGGCGCGAGGCGGAAGGGAUCCUGCCGUAAACUUCCGCACGCGCUACCGGAGAUCAGACGAUCGGAGCAUCAGAAGAGCUCGCGCGACGGGCCGGUACCGGAGCGUCGGUGCAGCGGCCAGCGAUGGGACUGUAAUCCGCCGCGGAGUGCAGCCGUGCUGCCCCUACCUGCCACACACUCCGCCUGCGCUGCAUGCCUGGCUGCGGUGUGUUUACCCAGGUCACGCUCCGCUCCGCAAACCCGAGGCUCCGAGCAGGCCGGACCAGCCCGGAUCAGCCCGCUGUCUGCUGCGCCAGGUGUGCCUGAUUACCUUCCGGAGCGGGGGACCCGGACGGUGAGAUGGGAGUGAAAACCUUCACGCACAGCUCGCCCGGCCACAGCCAGGAGCUGCUGCAGAAGCUGAACGCUCUGCGGAGGGAGGGCCAGCUCUGCGACGUCACCAUCCGCGUGCAGGACCAGGUCUUCCUGGCGCACCGGGUGGUGCUCGUCUGCUGCAGCGACUUCUUCCGGGCCCAGCUGCUGGGCCGGCCGGAGCAGCAGGACCAGGUGGUGCUGGACCUGCACCACGUGACGGUGAGCGGCUUCAGGCCGCUGCUGGACUAUGCCUACACCGCCACGCUGUCCAUCAACACCGAGAACAUCAUCGAUGUGCUGGCCGCCGCCAGCUACAUGCAGAUGUUUGCUGUGGCCAGCACCUGCUCGGAAUUCAUGAAGUCCAGCAUCCUGUGGAGUGCAGGGGGCGUGGCCCAGGACAGGCGGGCGGAGCCGGGCCCAGACAGCGGCGCGGCCUGCACUCUGACCCUGCAGGAGGGCAGCCUGUCGCCCGUGUCGUCGGAGUGCAGUGUGGUGGAGCGGGCGCUGCCCGUGUGCCACGAACCGAGCCGUGAAUCCCGCCGCAAGCGCAAGGCCUUCCUCGCCACGUCCCCCGAGAGCCCGCUGAAGUGUAGCGCGCCUGCCCCCAACCCCUCCCCCUCCUUCCCAGAAGCCCCGGCGCAGCCCGGCGACUCCUCGCUCGCCUUCCCCUGGACCUUCCCGUUCGGCGUGGACCGCCGUUACCACAGCGACAAGGCCAAGGCCCCUGACCUGCCGGCGCCGGGCCCCUCGGAUGGCUCUCUGGCGACGGAAGAGGAUGUGCAGGUGAAGGUGGAACGUCUGAGCGAUGAGGAGGUGCAGGAGGAGGCGUCGCAGACCGUCAGCGGCUGCCAGAGCUCCCUGAGCGACCAGCAGACCGUCCCCGGCAGCGACCCCCCCCAGGAGGAGCUCCUGAUCAGCCCACAGUCCUCCUCUAUCGGCUCCGUGGAUGAGGGGGUGGCAGAAGGGCUGCCCUCCAUGCAGGGCACUUCGAACCCGGGGGGCCAGGCGGAGGAGGAUGAAAGGUUAGAGAGCGUUCAGUACCCGUACCACCUGUACAUCAGCCCCUUGGCCCGACUGGGGACGAACGGACCCGACAAGCCCUUUCAGUGCCCCACCUGCGGAGUGCGGUUCACCCGCAUCCAGAACCUGAAACAGCACAUGCUUAUCCACUCAGGCAUUAAGCCCUUCCAAUGUGAUCGCUGUGGGAAAAAGUUCACAAGGGCCUACUCGCUAAAGAUGCACCGUCUGAAGCACGAAGGUAAACGCUGUUUCCGGUGCCAGAUCUGUAGCGCCACUUUCACUUCCUUCGGUGAAUAUAAGCACCACAUGAGGGUGUCCCGCCACAUAAUCCGCAAGCCGCGGAUUUACGAGUGCAAAACGUGCGGAGCCAUGUUUACCAACUCUGGCAAUUUAAUCGUACACCUGAGGAGUCUGAACCAUGAGGCGUCCGAGCUAGCAAACUACUUCCAGAGCAGUGACUUCCUCCUGCCCGACUACCUGAGCCAGGUGCAGGAGGAGGCUCUAGGGCAGUACGAGCUGGUGGGUCAGAGCUUCGAAGGGAACGCUGCUGUCCAGAUGCCAGUCAUCUCCCAGGUCUCCUCCUCUACCCAGAACUGUGAAAACACCUUCCCUUUGGGUCCGCUGACUGACAAGGAGGAGGAAGAGGAAGAUGAGGAAGAGGGGGCAGGGUCAGAGGAGCCAAAGACUGUCGCCAGUGGCAGCCCCCCAGAUGUCUCUGAGGAGGAGAGCCAUCAGACAAAGGAACUGGAGUCCAUCACAAUCGAGUAACAGUCCCUCAAAGCCCCACCCCCUUCCACACAAGCCCCACCCCCUUCAUCAUAAGCCCAGUCACUUUUGACAUAAGCCCCGCCCUCAACACAAGCCCCGCCUCCUUCACCACAAACCCCACCUUUGGAAAGUGCCUGAAUUCCUUUCUGUGACCUUCAGAAGCUCCAUUGUAAUGAGGUCAAAACCUGACAUCUUUCCAGGUCACAACUUGAACAAUAAGCAACAACUUUCUUUUUUCUAUGUGCUGAAUUUAACUUAAUU